Lathyrus sativus (Indian pea) is the source of this 597-nucleotide messenger RNA. The record is from the annotation of a GenBank genome assembly. Lineage: Eukaryota; Viridiplantae; Streptophyta; Magnoliopsida; Fabales; Fabaceae.
AUGUCUGAGUCAGAAGCUCAGCCUCCAACCAGCUUUGUUUCCGAUGUUCUACUGUGGAAGCGGUGGCAAGUUUCGUUCGCAGCCAUUGUUGUUUCUACGAUUGCCUGGCUCCUACUCGAGUGGACCGAUUUACCAUUCUUAACAAUUUGUUCUGAUGUCUUGCUGCUUUUGAUCGUACUAUUGUUUCUGCAUUCUAACUAUGCCGCACUUAGAAAUAGACAACCACCAUCAUUACCGGAGCUAGUAGUGUCAGAGGAGAUGGUUAGCAACGUAGCUGCUUCAUUUCGGGUGAAAAUCAAUAAUGUGCUUCUUAUAGCUCACGACAUCACUAUUGGCAAGGAUUUUAGAGUUUUUUUUAAGGUGGUGAUUUGUUUGUGGCUCUUGUCUGUCAUCGGCAGCAUCUUCUCCUUCUUCACACUUGCUUAUAUUGGAACCCUGAUGAUGAUUACUCUCCCUGCACUGUACAGAAAAUAUGGAGAUUAUGUAGAUAAAUGCUGCGGGGUUAUCAACCACCAAUUUUCAAAACAUUAUAGAAUUGUUGACGAGAAUGUUUUCAACAGACUGCCUCAUAAUAUACCGAAAGACAAAGAUUCUUGA